Molecule: messenger RNA, 3924 nt
Organism: Physeter macrocephalus (sperm whale)
Lineage: Eukaryota; Metazoa; Chordata; Mammalia; Artiodactyla; Physeteridae
Gene: ITGA2B
Product: integrin subunit alpha 2b
Exons: 28
Coding region: 482-3541 (1019 amino acids)
Biological process (GO): cell adhesion mediated by integrin; cell-matrix adhesion; angiogenesis
Cellular component (GO): integrin complex; external side of plasma membrane
Molecular function (GO): integrin binding
Source: RefSeq, a predicted model, not a curated record
CACCUUUUAUAUACGGUACAGCUGUGAUUUGAACCUAGCUCUACUAGAGUCCUCAGAGGUGUCAGCACCCCACCACCCACUUUAGAGGUGACCACUAGCUUAAUUCUUCGCCGUUAAAACUCACCCUCAGGAAGGGAUAACAGUUCAGACAGACAUAUUAGGGUGCAUAUAAACCCAUGGCUUUUGGCGGCAGGUGUUGGGGAAUGUAGAUGUGUACAGAGUUUAGGAGGUCUCUAAAGGCAAGGAUAUCAAACCCCUGGUGUUCAAAUCGAACCAAAUGGUUAUAGUCUCAGCUUUACCCUUAAUUCCGCGGGUUGCUGUGGGCAUAUGAUUUCCCUCGCUGGAAGUCAGUUUCACUGACCAUAAAAUGAAAAGACUGGCCUCUAUGGUCUGUGAGGUUUCAUCGAGGAAAGAUGACCCAGGGACCCCGCCCAAGGCACACUGCCCUCCCGGGUAGUGCUCCCAGCGCGGGCAUCGGGGAAUGGGGUACGCCGGAAUCCGUGGCAGCGCUCACCCAGCUUUCUUAUGCAGCGUGUCCAUCGUGGUGGGCGCCCCACGGACCCUGGGCCGCAGCCAGGAGGAGACAGGCGGCGUUUUCCUGUGCCCCUGGAAGGCCGAGGGCGACCAGUGUACCUCGCUGCCCUUCGACCUCAGUGAGUCUCGCACAAGGAGGGAAAGGGAGGGGCUCCAGGGAGAGCGGACAGCUGGGCUUCAGCACCCCCCCUUCUUGUGCCCUCCAGAUGAUGAGACGCGAAGCGUAGGCACCCAAACUUUCCAAACCUUCAAGGCCCGUCAAGGACUAGGGGCGUCGGUCGUUAGCUGGAGCGACAUCAUUGUGGCCUGCGCCCCAUGGCAGCACUGGAACGUCCUGGAAAAGGCCGAGGAGGCUGAGAAGACGCCCGUAGGUGGCUGCUUCGUGGCUCAGCUGCAGAACGGCGGCCGCGCGGAGUACUCACCCUGCCGGGCCAACAUCAUGAGCCGGGUUUACGAGAAAAAUUACUUCAGCGGAGACAAGCGCUACUGUGAAGCCGGCUUCAGCUCCGUGGUCACUCAGGCUGGGGAGCUGGUGCUUGGGGCCCCUGGCGGCUACUAUUUCCUAGGUCUCCUGGCGCGGGCUCCAAUUGCCGAUAUCAUCUCGAGUUACCGCCCGGCUACCCUCUUGUGGCACGUGCCCACCCAGCAGCUCACCUUCGACUACAGCCACCCAGAGUACUUCGACGGCUACCGGGGGUACUCGGUGGCUGUAGGCGACUUCGACGGGAAUCCAAACACUACAGAGUUUGUCUUCGGUGCCCCUACCUGGAGCUGGACCCUGGGAGCGGUGGAAAUUUUGGACUCGUACCACCAGACGCUGCACCGGCUGCACGGAGAGCAGAUGGCUUCGUAUUUCGGGCACUCAGUGGCCGUCACUGACGUCAACAGGGACGGGAGGCAUGACCUCUUGGUGGGCGCGCCACUGUACAUGGAGAGCCGUGCUGACCUCAAGCUGGCCGAGGUGGGGCGCGUGUACUUGUUCCUGCAGACUCGAGGCCCUCACGCGCUGGGCGCCCCCAGCCUCCGGCUGACCGGCACGCAGCUCUAUGGGCGAUUUGGCUCAGCCAUCGCGCCUCUGGGCGACCUCAACCGGGAUGGCUACAACGAUGUUGCUGUGGCCGCCCCCUAUGGGGGUCCCAGCGGUCGAGGCCAAGUGUUGGUGUUCCUGGGUCAGAGUGAGGGACUUAACUCACACCCUUCCCAGGUCCUGGACAGCCCCUUCCCCACAGGCUCUGGCUUUGGCUUCUCCCUUCGAGGUGCCACAGACAUCGAUGACAAUGGAUACCCAGACCUGCUGGUGGGAGCUUACAGGGCCAACAAGAUUGUAGUGUACAGGGCUCAGCCGGUGGUGAUGGCCACUCUCCAGCUGCUGGUGCAAGAUUCGCUGAAUCCUGCUGUGAAGAACUGUGUCCUGCCCCAGACCGAGACACCAGUGAGCUGCUUUAAUAUCCAGAUGUGUGUGGGAGCCACUGGACACAACGUUCCCAAGAAGCUGCGCCUAAAUGCCGAGCUGCAGCUGGACCGGCAGAAGCCCCGCCAGGGCCGGCGGGUGCUACUGCUGGCCUCUCAACAGGCGGGCACCAUCCUGGACCUGGAUCUGAGCGGGAGGCACGGCCCCACCUGCCACACCACCAAGGCCUUCCUCCGAGAUGAGGCCGACUUCCGGGACAAACUGAGCCCCAUCGUGCUCAGCUUCAAUGUGUCCCUGCAGCCUGAGAGGGAUGGACUAGCCCCUGCUCUCAUGUUGCAUGGAGACACCCACAUCCAGGAACAGACCCGCAUCAUUCUGGACUGUGGGGAAGACGACCUGUGUGUGCCACAGCUCCAGCUCACUGCCAGCGUGACAGGCUCCCCGCUCCUCAUUGGAGCCGAUAACGUGCUGGAGCUGCAGAUGGAAGCGGCCAACGAGGGUGAGGGAGCCUACGAGGCCGAGCUGGCUGUGCACCUGCCUCCAGGCGCACACUAUAUGCGGGCCCUCAGCAACAUCGAGGGCUUUGAGAGGAUCAUCUGUAACCAGAAGAGGGAGAAUGAGACCAAGGUGGUGCUGUGUGAGCUGGGCAACCCCAUGAAGAGGAACGCCCAGAUAAGAAUCACGAUGUUGGUGAGUGUGGGGAACCUGGAAGAGGCUGGGGAGCACGUGUCCUUCCGGCUGCAGAUAAGGAGCAAGAACAGCCAGAAUCCCAACAGUGAGAUGGUGAUGCUGGAUGUGCCAGUUCGGGCAGAGGCCCAUGUGGAGCUGAGAGGGAGCUCCUUUCCAGCCUCCCUGGUGGUGGCAGCAGAAGAAGGCAAGAGGGAGAACAGCUCGGACAGCUGGGGCCCCAAAGUGGAGCACACCUAUGAGCUCCACAACAAUGGCCCUGGUGCUGUAAAUGGCCUCCGCCUCAACCUCCACCUCCCCGGCCAGUCGCAGCCCUCCGACCUUCUCUACAUCCUGGAUAUACAGCCCCGGGGAGGCCUUCAGUGCUCCCCACAACCGUCUCCCAACCCCCUCAAGCUGGACUGGGGGCUGCCCACCUCCAGCCCUUCCCCAGCCCAUCACAAGCGGGACCGCAGACAGGCACUCCUGCCAGAGCAGGAGCAGCCCUCGAGGCUUCAAGGUCCAGUUUUUGUGAGCUGCGAUUCGGCGCCCUGUACUGUGGUGCAGUGUGAGCUGCAGGAGAUGGCGCGCGGGCAGCGGGUCAUGGUCACGGUGCUGGCCUUCCUGUCGCUGCCCAGCCUCCGCCAGAGGCCCCUGGAUCAGUUUGUGCUGCAGUCGCACGCUUGGUUCAACGUCUCCUCCCUUCCCUACGCCGUGCCCGCCCUCAGCCUGCCCAGCGGGGAAGCUCUGGUGCAGACACAGCUGCUUCGGGUCUUGGAAGAGAGAGACAUUCCAAUCUGGUGGGUGCUGGUAGGCGUGCUGGGUGGCCUGCUGUUGUUCACGUUCCUGGUCCUGGCCAUGUGGAAGGACGAGGACCUCGUGACUGGCUGGUUUCCAGCAUACAUCCUCCACUGCUGCUCUGGGGCCUAAAGAUCACCUUUACACCGUGUCCCCGGCCCCUGUGCACCCCCAGGUUGGCUUCUUCAAGCGGAAUCGGCCACCCUUAGAAGAAGAUGAUGAAGAGGAGUGAUGAGCCCAUGCAUCUCUGUCCUGGCAGGAAGGCUGGGGGUGAUGCCUGCUCUGUCCCUUCUUCUCCAGCGAGUGCCCCCCAGCUCUGGUCACCCAUGGGUUGGAGCUGUUCCAUGGAGGGCUCCUGAUGUCCUUCCCCACCCGUCAGAGCCAGGUCACCCCCUUUCCUGCUGCCUAAUAAAGAGGUUGAGUCCCAACCCCCAGCAAGAUGCCUGCUCUCGGGGUCAGAGGAGGAGAGGGGGCCUGAGGUGACGUUGGGAUGGGGAGUCUAGGGCUGGCAGAAG